Molecule: messenger RNA, 2252 nt
Organism: Thunnus maccoyii (southern bluefin tuna)
Lineage: Eukaryota; Metazoa; Chordata; Actinopteri; Scombriformes; Scombridae
Gene: slc7a10b
Product: solute carrier family 7 member 10b
Exons: 11
Coding region: 108-1670 (520 amino acids)
Biological process (GO): amino acid transmembrane transport; D-serine transmembrane transport; D-alanine transmembrane transport
Cellular component (GO): membrane
Molecular function (GO): L-amino acid transmembrane transporter activity; neutral L-amino acid transmembrane transporter activity
Source: RefSeq, a predicted model, not a curated record
AUGAAUACGGAGUGAGGAGAGGACAGGAGCACUGGGAGCAUUGGGAGUACUGGGACUGGGAGGACACAGUGGACUGGACGGACCGGACCGGACCCGGGCAGGCGGACAUGGAUGGACAGAACGGCAGCAGCAGCAUCUGCUCCCGGCCGCAGGGAACCGUGACAGACCGUAAGAAGAAGGAGAAAAUCCCCGACAGAGUGACUCUGAAGAAGGAGAUCGGGCUGCUGAGCGCCUGCACCAUCAUCAUAGGGAACAUCAUUGGCUCAGGGAUCUUCAUCUCUCCUAAGGGGGUCCUGGAGCACUCGGGCUCAGUGGGUUUGGCGUUGGUGGUCUGGUUAUUGGGAGGCUGCAUCGCCGCCUUGGGCUCCUUAUGCUAUGCUGAACUGGGCGUCACCAUCCCCAAAUCAGGGGGCGACUACUCCUACGUCACUGAGAUAUUUGGUGGUCUGAUGGGGUUUCUCCUGCUGUGGAGUGCCGUCCUCAUCAUGUACCCGACCACGCUGGCCGUCAUCGCCCUCACCUUCUCCAGCUACGUCCUGCAGCCUGUCUUCCCGAACUGUGUUCCUCCAUACAUGGCGACACGGUUGCUGUCCGCCACCUGUCUCCUGCUGCUGACCUGGGUGAACUGCUCCAGCGUUCGUAUGGCCACCAGGAUCCAGGACGCCUUCACCGUGGGGAAGCUGAUGGCUCUGGGCCUCAUCAUUGUGGUGGGCCUGGUCCAGAUCUGCAACGGGAACUAUGAGGCGCUGACUCCUCAGGUGGCGUUCUCCCAGGAAAGGACGCCGUCGGUCGGGCAGAUCGCUCUGGCCUUCCUGCAGGCCUCCUUCGCCUUCAGCGGCUGGAACUUCCUCAACUAUGUCACAGAAGAAGUGGUCGAACCCAGACGGAAUCUACCUCGUGCCAUCUACAUCUCCAUCCCAUUGGUGACCUUUGUGUACACGCUCACCAACAUCGCCUACUUCUCCUCCAUGUCGCCCGAAGAGCUGCUGUCAUCCAAUGCUGUGGCUGUAACGUUUGGAGAGAAGCUGCUAGGAAUGUUCUCCGUCAUCAUGCCGAUCUCUGUGGCUCUGUCCACCUUCGGAGGAAUCAACGGCUACCUGUUCACCUCGUCCAGGUUGUGUUUUUCUGGAGCCAGAGAGGGUCACCUGCCCAGCCUGCUGGCCAUGAUCCACUUCAAGAACUGCACGCCCAUCCCCGCCCUGCUGGUCUGCUGCGCUGCCACUCUUGUGAUACUCUGCAUCGGAGAAACGCACAACCUGAUCAACUACGUCUCCUUCAUCAACUACCUGUCGUACGGCGUCACCAUCGCAGGCCUGCUGUACUACCGCUGGAAGAAACCCAACCUGUACCGACCCAUCAAGGUGAACCUGCUGGUUCCUGUGUUUUACCUGAUGUUCUGGGCGUUGCUGCUGGGUUUCAGUCUUUACUCAGAGCCGGUGGUUUGUGGUGUCGGCCUGGUCAUCAUGCUCACCGGCGUACCUGUCUACUUCCUGGGUGUUCACUGGAAAGAAAAACCAAAGUGUAUCUACGACUUCAUUGAGACGGCGACGUUCGUGGGCCAGAGGUUGUGUUUCGUGGUCUUUCCUCAGUUUGACCCCAUCGAGAUCGCCGAGCCUUCAGAAUGGACUGACCGAUCAUCAGGCAGGAGCAGUUUUUCUGCCAACUCUUAAAACUCUUUUCUGAAUAUAUGAAGAUCUUUGUUUUUGUCUCCUGUUUUUAUUCCGCCACUGUCUAAGUCCAGACACCUGCUCCUGGUAUGGGAGCUUCCUGUCUUGACCUUUGACCCUCCGAGACUCUGGUUUCCCUACAAUCGACUGGAAACGCCUUUUUUUCGUCACGGGCUUCUUGCACUUUUUAUUUUCUCUUUCUUUUCUACUAAGUCGUCAAGUACAACAACCUAAUGCCAGCAGUGUCACACUUUGAAAGUGACUUUUAUUCCCGUUUUUGGACCCAUUUGUUUCCUCUUCUGUAACAUGACAGAACUCUGACCGACUGACUGACAGCGCACGGUUAUUUCUUCUGAAUGUUGCUGGUGUUUUAUCGUGCCUUAAAGUCUUUUCACACCAAGUCUGAAACACACAUUUAGAGUCAAUAUUCUGCUUUUUAAACCAAGUCUGCUGCAAAUUAUUUCAGAAGAGAGUUGGAAAGACUCCAAACACUACAUUGCCAAAAGUAUGUGGACAGCCAAACGUGUGAUUCUGACACCAUGUUCAUUAAAAGACGGGUUCAAAAUGUUUCAAGUUUGUCUUAAA